Apis florea (little honeybee) is the source of this 2151-nucleotide messenger RNA. It is a transcript of the gene nudE, whose product is annotated as Nuclear distribution protein nudE. NCBI's taxonomy places the organism in Eukaryota, Metazoa, Arthropoda, Insecta, Hymenoptera, Apidae. Gene Ontology annotation, biological process: chromosome segregation; centrosome localization; microtubule nucleation. Gene Ontology annotation, molecular function: microtubule binding. The record is from RefSeq and is a predicted model, not a curated record. Gene Ontology annotation, cellular component: kinesin complex; centrosome; kinetochore.
UUUUGAACUAUUUUAUUAAAUAGUUAAAAGCAUUAUAUAAAAUAUUAACUAUUUUUUGAAUGUUAAAAUUUUUUUAAUAUCAUUCUUAAAUAAAUAAACUAAACAAAUAAAGCUACAUUCUUCGCGCAUUUUAAAGUAUUGCCCAAUGAGAAGCAAAAGAAUAACGCAUUACAUUCCAUUCUGUUUCGUUCUGCCACCAUAUCGAAUGCAUUCGUAACCGGUUAGCUUUUGCGAACGCCACCUUACUACGCUGUAGAAUUGUGAACGAACCAGCAUUGAUUCUAUUUGUAUCUGCCAUUUUGCAACUCGACUGCAUCUUUUCAUUCAAAAAUCUAAUUUCCGGAAAUAGAAAUUUAAUUGGAUGUAAAUCCAUUGUGGGACGGUGUCCCUUAAUAAUAGACCGACAACCGGUCUCAAACGAUUUUGGAAAUUUGUCCACGUCCACAAUCAACGACAAGAAGCUGUAACAAGAAAAAGAUAAAUUUUUUUUCUACCUUACCAUCCUGACUAGUGAGUCAUAAUUACACGGUAAUGACAUUUGUGUCACACGCGGUACACUACGUUUCACCUGCUAAGCGUUUUCUCAAGGUCUCUAUAUUUAUAUGUAUUUUGAAACAAUUUCAUUUAAUGCGCCUACACAUCAUUGAUGAUUGUGUAUUAUACAGCAUUUUUUAGAUAAUAUUUUAAGCAUUAUUAUUUUAAUUCAGUUCAAUUGGUGGACAGUUUUAUUUACACUGGACCAUUUUUACUCGCCUACUAGCCUUGUCCUCUCUUAAAGAUACAUAAUGCCAAUGUAUCAUUAAUGAAAUAAAAUAAUUUUUGUUAUAUUUAAUUUUUAAAAAGAUUUUUUAAAGUAUUGAACAAAAUUAAAAUAUUGUUAAAAUGAUGGACAUUGAUCCUCCACAAUUUGUGUCCAAAGAUGAUGAAAUUCAAUAUUGGAUGGAACUUGCUCAUCAAAUACAUAGAAGGAAAGAGGAUAUAGAAAGAGAAUUGGAAGAAUUUCAAGAAAAUUCACAAUUGUUAGAAAAAGAACUGGAAGCAUCAUUAGAACAAGCAGAAAAAACUAACAGAGAAUUACGACAACGAAAUACAAGACUGGCUACUGAAGUUGAACAAUUAAGAACAAGAUUAGAUCAACAAACAGCAGAUUGUGCAAUGUUUCAAGGAAAAGCUCAGGACUUACAGACACAACAUGAUCAUUUAUUAAAAUAUAUAAGAGAAUUAGAACAAAAGAAUGAUGACUUAGAAAGAGCUCAUAGAAUAAAUAGGGUAACAGAAGAGGAAAUAGAAGCUAAACUUAAUUCUGCUAUUGAAAAGAAUGCUUUAUUAGAAUCAGAGCUUGAUGAAAAAGAAGCUUUAAAAGUUAUAGUACAAAGACUAAUGGAUGAAAUAAGAGAUUUAAAACAGGAAAUUCAAGUACAAGAAAGGCAUCAACCAGAUAAUGAUAAAUCAGCUGAUAGAAUUCGGAAUCAUGUUGAUAGUAAUAAACUUCAAGUUGAAUUGGAAGCACACAUGUCGCCUAGUAGUCCAAUAGUACCACAAUCCAUAUCUCCAAAUAAUACAACAACUUCACCAUUAAAAAUUGGAAACAAAGUUGUAGGAGGUAUAACUGGAAACAACAAUAACAAUAAUAAUGUGAAUCCACCACUGACACCAUGCACAAGAAUACUAGCAAUGAAUAUGAUUGGUGAUCUUAUGAGGAAAGUUGGUGCAUUGGAGAAUAAAUUAAAUACAUGUCAAAAUCCAUCUCGAGAGGAUCAAGCUGUCCGUGAUCUUUACAGGACUAGACGCCAAGUUCGAGGUUUUGCCUCUGGCAACUGCAACCACAUUCGAUUAUAAACAACGGAUAAUAUUCCAACAAAAAAUUUUGUGCAUUAUAUUUGUACUGCUAUACAUGUUAUUUAACUAAAAAAAUCUCAUUUGCUAAUUUAUUAUAAAUCUAUAUGAAAAACGAUAUCAUUUUAAUCAAUUUAUUUAUUAUUAUUAUUUUCAUUUAAUUAUUUAAUUUUUUUCAUCAAGUUUGUGAUUUUUGGACAUUUUUCUACAAUUUAAAAAUAUACUUGGUAAUGUUUUAUGGAAGAAAUUUGUAAAUAAACAUUCGAAAUUGUAAGUAUUAAUAUUGCGAUUUAAUAAAUGAUUUAAUAAAAUUAA